Messenger RNA from Suillus discolor, 438 nucleotides. RefSeq lists its product as uncharacterized. The coding region runs from base 1 to 438 and encodes 145 amino acids. The transcript has a single exon. Lineage: Eukaryota; Fungi; Basidiomycota; Agaricomycetes; Boletales; Suillaceae. The record is from RefSeq and is a predicted model, not a curated record.
AUGGACUGCCCUCGUUAUAAUGGGAGGAUACGAGUUUUCCACUCCACAGCCUCAACAUUCUUUGCACCAAGCAACCUGAGUGGAAUCGGCGGGAUGAAAUGCGAGCACAUUCGCGUGUCCCCCAGAUGGAGAAAUGAAUAUGCAUGCAAAGAUUGCGUGUUUGUUAUUACUGACCUGAACGUUCCUGGAAUGCAGGGUAUGGACAUUGCCCAGGUACUAACAUUUUUUUCCUUUCGAUUAAGGGGAGUAUAUUAUCCAUGUGCAGUCGUUCGGUGGUUCAACCGAAUCGAUGACACGCCAGAUGAAGAUACUGGGAUGUGGAUGGUGUCACCAUCUUUUAAUGGUAAUCAUGCACACUAUGUGGUGAUUCAUGUCGAAGCUAUUUUUGUUCUGCACAUCUUAUUCCGGUCUACAGUACUGAACUGCUUCCCUUGUUAG